Molecule: messenger RNA, 1618 nt
Organism: Heterobilharzia americana
Lineage: Eukaryota; Metazoa; Platyhelminthes; Trematoda; Strigeidida; Schistosomatidae
Source: the annotation of a GenBank genome assembly
AUGUCAGCAAGUUCUGCAGAUAUAAAUUCAUCAAUAAUGCUAGAUCAAGAACAACAUCAUAUAGGUGCAAGUUUACGAAAUUCAAUGCUAUUAUCUCGUUCUAGUGGUGUACCAGGUCAAAUGCAGUCGAUCUCAGAAGAGCCAUCACACUCCCCAUCUGAUUCUGGUGAUAAAAAUGUCUCUGAUCGCCUGCGAAAACAAUUUGCUAACGAUGAUGGUGCUAACAUCAAGUCUGCAUCUUCUAAUAAAACAAUGUCGGGAAGUAUGUCACCGAAAGAAGUGGUAGCGUCAAUGCAAAGUUCAAUUAUCAUUGAUACAGAGGCUGAUGGCCAUGAACUUGGUUCGCGUGCUGGUGAUUUGCUUCAUGAAUUUCAAAAACGUCGUCUGGAUCGAGAAAUUUCUUAUGCGCCUACCACCGGUGAUCAAUCUCUUCCUGUUACACCACCUGCCCCUAGCUGUAUUCAGAAGAGUCCUGAACAAAAACCGUCAAUCAAAAAAUCUAAUGCAUUGGAAAAUGUCGUCGCUGCCGUUCCGGAUUCUGAUUCUCGUUAUGGUGAAGCGGAACAGACAUACAAACUUAAUGGUGAGAACUCUAUUACAACGACCACUCGCGCUCAAACCCCACGUUACAUACCUGUCACAGUUUUGGAAGAUAGCCAACCAAUACGUUGUGUUGGAUUUCAUCCAUCUGGACGUUUUUAUGCUUAUCCUAACGUUCAGCGUUUAAGUGCCAAACAUGUAGCUACCUCUCCUGUAAUUUUAAUGAGACGUCAAAAAUACCAUAAAGGUAGCAUAUAUUGCGUUGCUUGGAGUCCAGAUGGUCGACUUAUUGCUACGGGAAGUAAUGAUACUACAUUAGGAAGUUAUCCAUCAUCAGAUACCAAUACCAGUGCAUCAAGUAAUCAUUUACUAAGUGCAGGUGCAGGUGAUUCUCGUAUUUAUCUUAUUGAUUGUAAUCGAGCUCAAACAUUUGAUGCGUCAGCACCUAAGUCAACGCCACCUGGUUAUGUGGUACGUUCAAUGUCUGGACAUACAGCGGCAGUUUAUUCUCUAUCUGUAUGGAGUCCUGGUUCAUUGUUUGUUUCUGGCAGUGCAGAUGCUACCGCACGUCUAUGGGAUUUACGGGCACCAGCUCCUGUGUUAAUUGUUCCUUCCUAUUCAGGUUCACAAGGAAGUGCAUUCGCCUCGGUCACUGUGGAAUCUGGUUGUAAUCUGCUUGCUAGUGGUCAUGAAGACGCUACAAUCUCUCUGUUCGAUCUACGUGGUGCUCGUUACAUCAAUGCCUAUAGACCACAUUCCAAUGAAGUACGCAGUGUACGCUUCUCACCAACUACUUACUAUCUUUUAUCAGCCAGUUAUGACAAACGAGUUAUGCUAACUGAUUUCCACGGUGAUCUGUCCCAACCACUACCUUGUGUUCAGUUGGCUGAGCACACAGAUAAAGUUGUACAAGCACGUUGGCAUCCACAUCAGUUAUCAUUUAUUACCUCAAGUGCAGAUAAAAGUGUUAUAUCAUGGGCACUACCCACUGUGUGAUUUAUACAUGUAGAUGCGUACACAUGUGUAUUCACUGUUAUACCGUCUAUUUCUCAAUCAAGAUCUCGUUAAGAGAAUUUUC